AUGGUAAAGUGUAUGAUGUCUAGUAAUAGGAUAAAAGGAAUUUUGACUAUUAUUGCAGGUUUUGUCCUUAAUCUUACUAGUGGCUCUAUGUUUUUAUGGGGAACACUCAAUAUCUAUAUAACCUCUUAUUUUAGAUAGAAGGAUGAUCCUGAUUUAUCACUCAGUAUCGGAGGAGCUAUAUUUCCCGUCAUGACUGCUUCUUUUGCUACAGGAAUACCUUUAGGAAUUAAGUGUAUUCAAUUACUAGGUCAAGCUCGAUACGUUUUAUUUAUAAGUUCUGUUAUUGCCUCAUUAACAGUAAUUCUCUCAAGCUAUGCAGAGAAAUUUUAUUAAUUUGCAAUUAUCUAUGGUGUAAUAAAUGGUAUAGCUUCUGGUUGUAUAUGUAUUGUCCCCAUUUACAUGGGAUAUCUUUAUUAUCCUAACUACAGAGGACUUGUUUCUGGAAUAAACACAUGUGGAUGUGCUCUUUGUUCUUUCUUGUUUGGUAUACUUUUCACUCAAUUAGUCAAUCCUGAUGGACUUUUGUAGAAUUCAAACUCUGAUGGAUAUUCGUAUUUUGAUGGCGACUCCAUUUCAGUAGCUUAAAAUGUGCCUGAAACUCUUAGAAAAAUUGGGUACAUUUUUUUGAGUGUUUCUGUAUGUGCAUCAUUUCUUGUAUUUUAUCAUCCUAAUUAAAUCGGAGAAGAAGAAAAAAGGCUGAAAAAAUAGCUCUAAUUAAAAUAACAAGAAAAAAAGCAAUUUUAAGAAAACCUUUAAACAAUAGAAUAAGAAAUAUAAUAAAUUGAAUUAACAAUUAACAAUGAAUAAAAUUAAAAAUAAUUUUAAGAGGAACAAGUUUAACCUUUAAGAAAUCCAAAAUUCAAUCGACACUCAUAAGAAAUACUGAGAUAAAGCAAGCAAAUAAUUGUUUAAAAGAUCAGAAUUUCAGAAAUUGAGUAACAAGUUCUACAAGAAAAGAUAGAGAUUUCUCAUAAAAAAGACGAAUAAACAGGAUUAGUUUACGUUAACAAAGUUAUAAUAGAUGAAAUUAAGGAGAAUUAGGAUAAAGUUAAUGUAACAAAAAACAAACAGUUCUCUGAAAAAGACUUUUUAAGAAUACUCCAAAGAAUACAAUCAAAUGAAGACUAAAGUUAUAAUAAAGAAUAGCAUAUUAAUUAGUAUGUGUAGGAUGAUGAUUUAAAUAAAGAACUAACAGAGGAAGAAUUAGCAAAAAAAGAAGAGUAAAUUAAAGAAGAGUUGGAAAAUACAAAGAAAAACUAAGAGGAAAUAGAUGAACUUGAUAAGUUAGGAGCUCCUAGCAUUAAAAUAGCCUUGAAGUAACCCAAAUUCUACUUGUCUAUUUUAUUAGCUAUUCUUUGUCUUGGUUUUGGAUCACUAAUCAAUGCAAACUAUAAAUCGAUAGCAAAAGAUUAAGGAUUUGAAAGUGACAGCUUUUAAACUCUAGUAGGCUCUUUAGCUGGUCUCGCUAACGGAAUAUCAAGACCUGUGUGGUCAGGUUUAUUAGAUAAGUUCAAAUACAAACACUUACUAAUAGUUGCUCUAUCUAUAUAAAUAGUAACUAGUUUAUCUCUUCAAGCAACUAAUCAAAGUGAGGCAUUUUUCGCUAUUUGGAUUUUUAUAAUUCACUUUUGCUUAGGAGGAGUCUUGGGUAUGUUACCUGUAUUUUCUGCGUAACUGAAUGGAGUUAAAAUAGGUUCAUAACUCUAUGGUUUUUACUUUUACGGAUUCAGUAUAGCAAAUUUCGUUUAGUUUAUCAUAGUGUUGGAAUUAAAAAAGGAAAUAGGCUUCAAUAAUAUAUUUUAUAUUUUCUUCGCCUAAUUAUUUUUGGCAUUCAUAAUAAUAAUCUGCUUUUAAUUCAAAAUAAAGUGGUCAAAAUAUUACAUGGCAAAGAAAGAAGAAACACUCAAUACAUAAUCUAAUGAAAAUAUUCCAAACAAUGUCAUUAAUAGUGAAUAAAAUUAAUUAAAUUUUAUAGUUACUAAUUAAGAAUGA
Molecule: messenger RNA, 1992 nt
Organism: Tetrahymena thermophila SB210
Lineage: Eukaryota; Ciliophora; Oligohymenophorea; Hymenostomatida; Tetrahymenidae
Product: oxalate/formate antiporter family transporter
Exons: 1
Biological process (GO): transmembrane transport
Molecular function (GO): transmembrane transporter activity
Source: RefSeq, a predicted model, not a curated record